GAGGGCUUGGUCGGGAAAAUCGGAGGAGAACGUGGCUUAACGGGGAGGUGUGAAGAACUGGAAGAGGGAGGACUAGGAAGCAGGGGGACUGGGCUGCUGGAGGAGAUUUGGAGCCACUGGGAAGGGCAGGAAAGUUCUGGGGAGGCAUCCUGAAGGGAGCGGGGUCUUUGGUAGAAAGUAUGAAGUGGACGUUGGGAAUCGGAAAGAGAUGUUCACAGGGAUGAGGAAAAACAGUUGGGAGAUCAGGGGUGAUGGGGGUGAUGGUAGGGGUGCCUGUCGGUGGAGGGGAGGGAGCCGAGAGUCGGCAGAAGCUGAGGAGACCUUUCUCAGGACAGGACUGAGCUUGAUCUGACCCCAGAGCCUUCAGGCGGGAAGAAAGAUGUCAGAUGAUGAUGAUCCGGACUACUCUGAGCCAGACCAGGAUGAUCUCGAAAAUGAAGAUGAUGAGAAGGAGACAGAGGAAUGGGAAGACCACAAGAAAGAGGGAGAAGACCUCUCUGAGGAAAGACCUGACAGACAUCUACUUGCUGCGCUCCUACAUCCAUCUGCGCUAUGUGGAUAUUUCUGAGAACCACCUGACAGACCUGUCUCCACUCAAUUACCUCACUCACCUGCUCUGGCUCAAGGCUGAUAGCAAUUGGCUGCGGAGUGCCCGGCUAAAUGAACUGCCCUACCUGCAGAUUGCCAGUUUUGCCUACAACCAGAUCACUGACACUGAGGGCAUCUCUCAUCCUCGUCUGGAAAGCCUGGAUCUCAAAGGGAACCGCAUCCACAUGGUGACAGGUCUGGACCCCCAAAAGCUGAACAGCCUGCAUACACUGGAGCUUCGGGGGAACCAGCUGGAAAGCACCCUGGGCAUCAACCUUCCUAAGCUGAAGAACCUCUACCUGGCCCAGAACAUGCUGAAGAAGGUGGAAGGAUUGGAGAACCUAAGCAAUCUCACCACCUUGCAUCUUCGAGACAACCAGAUUGAAACUCUGAGUGGCUUCUCUGGGGAAAUGAAAUCAUUGCAGUACCUUAACCUGAGGGGCAACAUGGUUACCAACCUGCAGGAGCUGGCCAAGCUUCGGGAUCUGCCGAAGCUGCGAGCCUUGGUGCUGCUAGACAACCCAUGCACAGAUGAGACUGACUACCGCCAGGAGGCCCUGGUGCAGAUGGCUCACCUUGAGCGCCUGGACAAGGACUUCUAUGAAGAUGAGGAGCGGACUGAAGCUGAUGAGAUUCGUCAGAGGCUGAAGGAGGAUCAGGAGCAGAAGGCUGGGACUGAUCAUGACCUGGAACUGGACCAGCCACCAUUGAUCUAGCCGUAGUUCUUCUAGCCUCCAAGGAUAGUAGAGAUGAGAGACACUGGCCCCCAAGACCUGACAAGACUCUCAGUGGCAGGCCACCUGUUAAUUCGUUUGUACCCCUCAUCGGGAAGAUG
Molecule: messenger RNA, 1423 nt
Organism: Galeopterus variegatus (Sunda flying lemur)
Lineage: Eukaryota; Metazoa; Chordata; Mammalia; Dermoptera; Cynocephalidae
Gene: LRRC23
Product: leucine rich repeat containing 23
Exons: 6
Coding region: 387-1304 (305 amino acids)
Cellular component (GO): cytoplasm
Molecular function (GO): protein binding
Source: RefSeq, a predicted model, not a curated record